AUGGCCUCUGAGAACCAUACUUGGUUUACUGACUUCAUAUUCUUAGGGUUUUCUAGCAGAAAGGAUGUCCAACAGGGGCUGUUUGUGCUCUUUCUCUUCGUUUAUGGAAUAACUGUGAUUGCAAAUGUAGGGAUGAUCCUAUUGAUCAAGGUGGACAGAAGACUCCACACGCCCAUGUAUUACUUCCUGAGCAAUCUGUCUUUCUGUGAUGUCUGCUACUCCUCCACAGUCUCUCCCAAGAUGCUGGCUGAUUUCCUAGCUCAGCAAAAGAGGAUUCCUUACAACUUCUGUGCCGUUCAGAUGUAUUGUUUUGGUGCCUUUGCCGACGUAGAGUGUCUCAUGCUGGCUGUCAUGGCCUAUGACCGCUAUGUGGCCAUUUGCAAUCCACUUCUUUACACACUUGCCAUGUCUCGAAGGGUCUGCACUCAGCUGGUGACCGGUGCUUACCUUGUGGGGUUGGUGGACUCGGCAAUCCACACCUGUUGCACGUUCCGAUUGUCCUUCUGCACGUCUAACGUCAUCAAUCACUUUUUCUGUGACAUCCCACCCUUGCUCGCCCUCUCCUGCUCAGAUACAUCUGUCAAUGAGAUAGUGAUGUUCACCUUUAUCGGCUGUGUGGUUGGGUGCAGUAUCGUAACCGUCCUUCUCUCCUACUGCUAUAUCCUAACUACCAUCCUUCGGAUGAACUCAGCCGAGGGGAGGCGCAAAGCUUUUUCCACGUGUGCCUCCCACUUAACCGCUGUGGCUAUAUUUCACGGCACUCUCCUCUUCAUGUACUUCCGACCAAGCUCGAGCUACUCCAUGGACACUGACAAAAUGGCAUCGGUUUUCUACACAGUUGUGAUCCCCAUGCUAAACCCUCUGAUCUAUACUCUGAGAAAUAAGGAUGUGAAAGAGGCUCUGAAAAAAACAAUCCAAAUGAUAUAA
Molecule: messenger RNA, 927 nt
Organism: Elephantulus edwardii (Cape elephant shrew)
Lineage: Eukaryota; Metazoa; Chordata; Mammalia; Macroscelidea; Macroscelididae
Product: olfactory receptor 5W2-like
Exons: 1
Coding region: 1-927 (308 amino acids)
Biological process (GO): sensory perception of smell; G protein-coupled receptor signaling pathway
Cellular component (GO): membrane
Molecular function (GO): G protein-coupled receptor activity; odorant binding; olfactory receptor activity
Source: RefSeq, a predicted model, not a curated record